Molecule: messenger RNA, 1556 nt
Organism: Apus apus (common swift)
Lineage: Eukaryota; Metazoa; Chordata; Aves; Apodiformes; Apodidae
Product: acrosin-like
Exons: 5
Coding region: 58-1389 (443 amino acids)
Biological process (GO): acrosome reaction; proteolysis
Molecular function (GO): serine-type endopeptidase activity
Source: RefSeq, a predicted model, not a curated record
CAGCAUCGGCCCUGCUGGCCCCUGCUCAGCUGUCACCAGCCCUGGUGUUUGGUAGCCAUGGCUGUGCUCCUGCUCCUCGUCCUGCUGGCCCUGGGCUGGCCCGUGCACGGCACAGAGGACAACUGUGGGAUCUGCGGGCUCCGGCCCUUGGUGCCUGAUUCCGCCGUACGCGUUGUGGGCGGCACCGAUGCACGCACAGGGGCCUGGCCCUGGAUUGUCAGCAUCCAGGACCGCUAUGGCUCAGGCACAGGGCACGAAUGUGGAGGGUCCCUCAUCAGCCCAAAGUGGGUCCUCACAGCAGCCCACUGCUUUAAGAAGAAGAGGCCCCUCGAAGUAUGGCGCGUGGUGAUUGGGGCCACCAACUUGUUUCGGCGGGACCCUGAGUUCGAGGUGCGCAACAUCACCCACAUCGAGCUCCACGAGGACUUCCACAACCUCACCAUGGAAAACGACAUCGCCCUGGUGGAGCUGAGCCGUCCUGUCCAGUGCACCCCCUACAUCCAGCUGGCCUGUCUGCCCGAUAUGACGGUCAAAGUAUCAGCUCUGAAAAACUGCUAUAUCAGUGGCUGGGGUCACUCCAGAGCCAGAUCUACAAAGACCCCUGGAGCCCUGCAGGAGGCCAAGGUGGAGCUGAUUGAUGUCCAGCUCUGUAACAGCACUCACUGGUACAGAGGGGAAGUCCACACCCACAAUCUGUGUGCUGGCUACGAAAAGGGUGGCAUCGACACCUGCCAGGGGGACAGCGGGGGCCCUCUGGUCUGCAGAGAGACUGACGAAGACUUAUUCUGGCUGGUGGGAGUGACCAGCUGGGGGAGAGGCUGUGCCAGAGUGAGGCAGCCCGGGAUUUACACCUCCACUCAGCACUUCUACGACUGGAUCCUGAUGCACAUGGAACUGGAGCCAGAAGAAACAGACACUCCACCACCACCACCUCCACCACAACCAACUCCACCACCACCGCCUCCACCACCACCGCCUCCAGUACUACUGACUCCACCACGACCGACUCCACCAUCAACACCUCCACCACCACCACCACCGCCUCCAGCACCACUGAUGCCACCAUCACCGCCUCCACCACCACCGACUGCAGCACCACUGAUGCCCCCACCACCGCCUCCACCAUCACCGCCUCCACCACCACCCCCUCCACCACCGCCACCACCACCACCAACUCCAGGACCACUGAUGCCACCACUGAUGCCACCACGACCACCUCCACCACCACCUCCACCACCACCACCUCCACCACCACCGCCUCCACCACCACCAACUCCAGCACCACCACUGAGCUUGUCUACGCCCUGUCCGUUCCCAGAGAGGCAGCUGGUGCGAUUCUUCAAGGUGCUGCGUCAGCUCGUGAAGUUCCUAAAGGGAAAAAAGGCCUGAGCAGCAGGAUGGACAGUAUCCAGUGCAGGCUGCAGUGUCCCACAGCUAUUUCCUUCUGGAUGCCUGCUGAUCGCGAGGCAGCCUUGGUGCCAAAGGUCUGCUGUGUCCUGCCCACACCCCUCUCAAUGCACACAUGUGAAGAAGUGUCCUCAGUUCUUGAAAUAAAG